AUGUGACACAACCGUCUGCUACUGCUAAACUCCUACUGCUGGUAAUGUGCUAUGUGCUGUAUACCACCCAUAUUUGUGAAGCGUGGAAAGCCCUAACCUUUAUCGUACUUAAUGAAAAUUUUAAAAGUUGUGUGAUACUUGCAUCAUUUAAUUUAACAAGAAUUGUGUUUAAAUAAAGUUUGUCCUGUUCUGUAUUCCUUUGAAAAUGGGCGAAGAAGACAAGCUUGAGGACGUAGAAGCUGGAGCAGAUACAAAAUCAAAAAAGGCUUUAAAAAAGGCAGCCAAAGAUGCUGAAAAAGCAGCUAAGAAAGAAGCAAGAAAAUCUGCUGGACAAGGAGAAGGUGAUAAAGAGGAAACAGACGUGUCAGAAGGUAAAUAUGGUACUUUUGGCUUAAUACGCAGCAGUGAUGAAGAUAAAAACCGAAAAACUUCAUUUACUCAUAUCAAAGAUUUAUGCCCUAGCAUAACAAAUCAAGUUGUUUUGGUGAGAGGCAGAUUACACACUAGCAGAGCCAAAGGCAAGCAAUGCUUUAUGGUACUACGUCAACAGCAAUUUACAGUUCAAUGCUUGGUUAAUGUCUCUGAUACUGUAAGUAAACAAAUGGUAAAAUUUGCAUCAAACAUAAAUAAAGAGACAAUUAUUGAUGUCAUUGGAUUAGUAAGCAGUGUGCCUAAAGAGAUUGAAGCAUGUAGUCAAAAAUUAGUUGAAAUUCAUGUUCAAGAAAUUUGGAUUGUAAGUGAAGCCAAGAGUCAACUUCCUCUACUGAUCGAAGACGCAGCAAGACCUGUCAAAGAUGAUGAUCAGGAAGGCCUCAAUAUUAAGGUAAACCAAGAUACUCGUUUGGACAACCGUAUACUAGAUUUACGAACACCAGCAAACCAAGCCAUUUUUAGAUUAGAAGCUGGAGUUUGUAGACUUUUUAGAGAUAUUCUUACUGACAAAGGAUUUGUUGAAAUUCACACCCCUAAAAUUAUCAGUGCAGCAAGCGAGGGUGGAGCUAAUGUAUUUACAGUUUCCUAUUUCAAAUCAUCUGCAUACUUAGCUCAAAGUCCCCAGUUGUACAAACAGAUGGCUAUUGCUGCUGAUUUUGACAAAGUGUUCACAGUGGGAGCUGUGUUCCGAGCAGAAGAUAGCAACACACAUCGCCACUUGACUGAAUUCGUAGGUUUGGAUCUAGAGAUGGCAUUUAAAUACCAUUAUCAUGAAGUACUAGACACAAUAGGAAACACUUUCACAGAAAUAUUCAAAGGUCUUCGUGAUAAGUAUAAAACAGAAAUUGAAACAGUCGGUCAGCAGUUUGCCGUUGAACCAUUCAAAUUCCUGGAUCCACCACUACGUCUGGAAUUCUCAACUGGACUGAGCAUGCUGCGAGAAGCAGGAGUGACAAUUGGUGACGAGGAUGACCUUAGUACCCCUGAUGAGAAACUGCUAGGAAGACUUGUGAGAGCUAAGUAUGAUACCGAUUUCUAUAUCCUGGACAAAUACCCUUUGGCAGUACGGCCAUUCUACACAAUGCCUGACCCAACAGAUCCUAAACGCUCAAACUCUUAUGAUAUUUUUAUGAGAGGAGAGGAAAUCAUGUCAGGUGCUCAGAGAAUCCAUGAUCCUGAAUUUUUGACCCAACGAGCUCUCCACCACAACAUUGACAUUGAGAAGAUAAAGUCCUACAUUGAUUCCUUCCGGUAUGGAUGCCCCCCUCAUGCUGGUGGCGGAAUAGGAUUGGAGCGUGUUGUCAUGCUCUACCUUGGACUUGACAACAUUCGGAAGACUUCCAUGUUUCCACGAGACCCCAAGAGAGUAACUCCCUAGUUCACUCUUUACUGGUUAGUCAUAAAGUAGAAUUUGGCAGACUGUUGGUUUUUUAUUAUAAUUCUUCAAAGUCCGUUUUUAUUUAUCUUUAAAAUAAAGCUUUUUUGUAUAAUAGCCACCUGUAGCAUUUUAAUCAGUAGGCUACAUAGCGAAAAUUGGUUUUAUUAAUAUUAAAGUAAUUUUUAAUUGUCAUAUAUUAUUUCAGUCAUUAAUUUCUAUUGCAUCCAAAUUAUAAUAACUCAACAUCUGAACAAAUUUCAUAGUCCUAGGUUUUGAAUGCACAAUUUUGAAAUAAUUGCAAAAUGGCUUUAAAACAUAUUGUAAAUUAUGUCUACUGUGUAUGACAGAAAAGAUAAUUUGAUAAUAAUUUUCUUUUAUUUCAAAGUAGUAUUUGGUUGUCAUAUGGAGAAUCUUGAACUGAAAUAUCUGCACAAUACAAAAUGGGCGUAACAAAUUUAGCCUAUUCAUCUAUUCUUUGGUUGUUUUUACUGUCAGAAAAUCAGCCUCCUAAUUGAGGCCUCUUUUCUAAAUUUUACUUAUCACUUACUGUACCUAUUAAAUCAUUUUGUAAAUUCUGAAGUCUAAAGAAAUUAAAUUUAUUAUAGAGUUUCUAAGUAAACUAUUCAAGUAUGCAUUACAAGAGUUAUGUUAAGGUAAUUUUACUAAUAUUUUCUGCAGAUUAGGUUAUGUAUUGUAGUUUUGUAGUUUAAACUCGUAGCUGUAGAUUUUAUUUUUAACUCAACAUAAACAAAUGAGUUGACUGACUACAGACUGAUUACUGAAUUUGUAUGAGAAACCUAAUGUUUAUAAUUAGUAUAUUAGACAUUAAAGAUUGAAUACCAACUCUUUUACUAAUAUGACUGUAUCUAAGUAAUUAUUUUAUCCUUUUGAUUUGGCGUACUGAACUAAGACUUAGAUUAUUUUUAAGCAGAUAUUCGAAAUAAUAGUGAAAUUUUUUUGAGAAAAAGUGUCAACAAUAAAAGAAUCUUCUGUAAUGUUUUUAUUAUAUCCUAUUCAAUCAACCAUUGCUAUAAGAGCAACAGUAUGUAUUUAUGUAAUACAGGGUUCAAGGCUAGCUUUAACUUUGGUUUGGGUAAGCCGAUAAUUAUAACAUAAGUAUGUAGGUAGAUGCUAUAUUUAACCUGUCCAAGUCAGCUCAAGAUGGGUGUCCGUACUACUAGUACAAACACAGCUGUAUUAAUAAUAUUCAACUAAUUACUUAAUUGCUAAUUAUAUAAAAACAUUAAAGUGAAUACAUAGCAAAGUAAAAAUAUGAUUAUGCUUACAAGAUUAAACAUGACCUCAUAUUAUGUGUUUAAUGCUUCAGAUAUUGGUUUUAUGUUGUUGACUAACACGUCUUAUAUGUUAGAAAAAUGUUUAAUUCCUGCACUUAUAUUAGUUCAUCAUUAGUAGGCUAUAAUUUUCAGAUAUAAUGUAUUUUUUGGAUGAUAGAAAAUAUUCAGUACAAAUACUAAAUCUUACUAUUUCCACAAACGUACUGUUUAAUUGUAAGCAACAAUUAUUUAUUUAGAAAAGAGAAAUCAAAUACGCUUUCACACAUGUUAAAAAUAGAAAAGUAUAAAUAAUGUACAUUAGUACUAAAAUCCAUGUUAAUAAAAUAGUAUAUUAUUAAUUAUAAAAAUGCAGUUGCUUAAAAUACACAUUAACACUAGAUGCACACAAGGUCAUAUAGUUUAUAUUCAACCUUCAAUUUAGGUCAAAUUGUUUAAAGUGUAAUUGAUUUUACUUGUAUAUUAUGUAUACUAUAAAUUAUUGACAUGUACGCUAAACAAAUUUUUUAAUUACAUUUUAUAAUGUAUUAUACAACUGUAUAAAUUUUGUAUGCCUAUAGUAUUUUAUACAUAACUUCAUUGAAGGGUUGAUUGUAUGGCAAUUAUAAACAUUUUUGUAUAUAAUGAUGGCUUUAAGUUUUUUUAAAUACCUGGGUUACUUUAUGUUAUUAGAGUAAUUGUGGAAGGUUCAAGAAAAUAAUUGUGUUAAUUUAACAAGUUAACUUGUUCUUUUUAUGUUUGUAAUGGUAUAUUAUUAAUAUAUUGUGUUGUUAAUCUUAAAUCAAUAGAAAACCAGCUAUAGUUAAUUUUGUAUUUCAGUGAAACAAAACAAUGUUGAUCGAAUCAAUAGGUAUGAAAAUGCAUUGUAUAGUACAAUAGGGAGAUGUUCAGUAGUGUGACUAAUGUUUAUCUCUAUUGAGUGCUUUUCAUUUAUCUCAGGUGUAUAUUUUUGGGUGUUACGGUUGCAUUUAUGUAUUCAUAUACUUUUGUCUGGUUGUUUUUUCUUUGAGAGGAGAUUAACUGUCUUACUAGCAGAACAUUCUAUGUAAGGCCUUAUAAGGAAAAUGUGAAAUAAAAUAAAUAUUUUGUCAAACAUA
This is a messenger RNA of Homalodisca vitripennis (glassy-winged sharpshooter), 4199 nucleotides long. RefSeq names its product aspartate--tRNA ligase, cytoplasmic-like. The record is from RefSeq and is a predicted model, not a curated record. Gene Ontology annotation, molecular function: ATP binding; RNA binding; aspartate-tRNA ligase activity. Gene Ontology annotation, cellular component: cytosol; aminoacyl-tRNA synthetase multienzyme complex; cytoplasm. Gene Ontology annotation, biological process: aspartyl-tRNA aminoacylation. Lineage: Eukaryota; Metazoa; Arthropoda; Insecta; Hemiptera; Cicadellidae.